Molecule: messenger RNA, 1092 nt
Organism: Talaromyces marneffei
Lineage: Eukaryota; Fungi; Ascomycota; Eurotiomycetes; Eurotiales; Trichocomaceae
Exons: 9
Coding region: 1-1092 (363 amino acids)
Biological process (GO): zinc ion transmembrane transport; intracellular zinc ion homeostasis
Cellular component (GO): membrane
Molecular function (GO): zinc ion transmembrane transporter activity
Source: RefSeq, a predicted model, not a curated record
AUGGCACCACACUUGAGUCAGGCCCAGCGCCUACAGCUGGUGAUUUGUAUAUCACUAUGUUUCUUCAUUGCAGAAAUAUCUGUUGGAUUCUAUACGCGAUCUCUCGCUCUUAUUGCAGAUGCCUUCCACUACUUGAAUGAUCUAAUUGGAUUUAUUGUCGCAUAUGCUGCAUUGAAGAUAUCCGCAAAGAAAGACUCUCCUCAAGAUCUGUCCUUUGGCUGGCAGCGGUCUCGACUUCUCGGUGCCUUUUUCAACGGCGUUUUCCUUCUCGCUUUGGGAGUCAGCAUAUUCCUGCAAUCCAUAGAACGAUUUGUUUCUCUCCAGCUCGUGGAUCACCCAAAACUCGUGUUAAUCAUCGGCUGCGUUGGUCUUGCUCUCAAUAUAAUCAGCGCCUCGUUCCUUCACGAACAUGAUCACUCCCACAACGAGACUCCAGGGGCUAUCGAUGCAUCGGUGAAUACAGAGGAUGGCACAGGGCAGGUAUUCACGCUGCACGAUAACCAUCGACACAACAACCUCCAGCCAUCUAAGAGGGGGCACGAUCUCGGUAUGCUCGGUGUCCUGAUACAUGUGAUUGGCGAUGCUGCCAACAAUGUUGGUGUCAUCAUCUCUGCAUUGAUCAUUUGGCUCACUACGUACCCGGCUCGAUAUUAUGCCGACCCUGCCAUUAGCAUGGCUAUUGCGAUUGUUAUCCUUUCCACAUCAAUCCCCCUAGUGAGAAACUCGGGUAGAAUUCUUCUAGAAAGUGUCCCGAGUGGUAUAAACCUUGACGAUGUUCGACAUGAUCUUGAAACUAUCCCAGGCGUAGUCUCUGUACAUGAACUCCACGUAUGGCGCCUCAACCAAGAAAAGGCACUGGCAUCGGUCCACGUCACCAUUUCCAAUGAGACCAUUUCCGAUUUCGUGCAAAUUGCAAAGAUUAUGAACGAUUGUUUCCAUAGCUACGGGAUUCAUUCUGCUACGGUGCAACCGGAGCUGGGAUCUGCUCUGACCUCGCCAAGCGCGACGAGCGUUGAUGGCCAGGAAGACUUUUCGCAGCCGUGUCAAGUCAAAUGUGGUGCUUCUUGUGAAGUGUUGACUUGCUGCGGCUAG